Molecule: messenger RNA, 1746 nt
Organism: Knipowitschia caucasica
Lineage: Eukaryota; Metazoa; Chordata; Actinopteri; Gobiiformes; Gobiidae
Source: the annotation of a GenBank genome assembly
AUGCGAUUAAACACCAGGGAUAUCACACAAUCAUCAGAAACAAUGGACGGGUUUAUGGGGGACAUGCUGGAUGACAGCUCUGUGAUGGCUCGGAUGCAAAAGAAAUUUUGGAAAACCAAGCAGGUGCUGAUUAAAGCCACAGGAAAGAAAGAAGACGAGUAUGUGGUGGCGUCUGAUGCAGAUCUAGAUGCAAAGCUUGAGUUUUUCCGCUCAGUUCAGUCCACGUGCACAGAGCUGCUGAAGGUGAUUGAGCGAUAUCAGCAAAGGAUUUCAAGGUUAUCCCAAGAGGAAAAUGAGCUCGGGCUGUUUCUGCAUUUCCAGGGAGAACAUGAUAAGACUAAAGCUGGAAACAUGAUGAACGUCACCAGCAAAGCCUUGUGCUCCUCCGCGAAGCAACGGAUGGCUCUGUGCGCGCCGUUGCAUCGCUUGCACCAGGAAGUGGAAACCUUUAGGAGGAGAGCGAUCCAGGACACGCUGCUGACGGUCAGUCGAAUGGAGAAGGCACGAACCGAGUACAGAGGAGCGCUUCUCUGGAUGAAAGACGUCUCACAAGAACUGGACCCGGACACGUACAAACAAAUGGAGAAGUUUCGCAAAGUUCAGUCCCAGGUCAGAGGGACCAAAACACAGUUUGAGAAGCUGAAGAAUGAUGUUUGUCAGAAAGUAGACAUGCUCGGAGCCAGUCGCUGUAACAUGCUGUCUCAUUCACUUUGUACAUAUCAGACCACUCUACUCCAGUUCUGGGAGAGGACAGCUCACGCCAUGUCGAAGAUCCAUGAAGCAUUUAAGGGCCACGUUGCCUACCAAUUCACAAGCAUCAAGGACUUGAGGGACCCUCUAGACUUGAUUACAGAAAGUCAAGAAGACAAGAAAGAGGAAGCCCUGCAAAGAAACACAGACAGCUAUGUUCAAAUCAGACACGAGUCCCAAUGCAGGCCUGUGCUCGGCCACAGUUUGGUGUCGUUGGAUGACAGCAAGGCGACGGAACGCUCGUCUGAAGCUCGGACCCCCAGUAUGGAUGGACUGAGCCAAAUAAGUGACAUCGCUCCAGAAUCCUUCCAUCCCUUCACUCCAGCUGCACAAAGCCUUUUCAGUCCGUCAUCGAACCGCAACGGCGACGAUCUGUUGCUUAUGGCCUGUGACGAGGCUCCACCCCCUCCUCCGCCUCCUCCUGUAAUCAUCCCCCUCCUGCCCCCUCCCCAGCCGGGACCCCCACAGCAGCUAUGGGCUUUCCAGUCUAGUCGAGCACAACCGGCCAACACUGGUCUGGACGACGCUGACAAAGGGGACAUGGCGUUCCUCAAAGACCUCCUCAGCCCUGGGCCUGGUUCCUCUGAUGAGUUCACCAAAGAGUGGCAGGAUGUGUUUGGCGUUUUUGACAGUCCAACUGUCCCUUCAUCCGCCCCGAGUGGAGCAGCAGCAUCAGGCAGCAGUGUGGGGGCCUCCUCCUCCACGGCAGCAGCAGCAGCAGAGCCCACCAGCCCCACAGGCUUUCUGCCCUCACAGCUGCUCGACCACAGCCUCAGCGCCACAGGCUGGGCGACACCUCCUAUGUUUCAAACCGCACCAAUGCAGCCCCCUACAGGCCAGAGUCCGUUAGCACAGCCACCACCGAGUGCAGCCAAGACCGGUGCCCCAGGAUCAUCCAAAGACAUGUCCGCUUGGUUCAACUUGUUCGCCGAUCUGGAUCCUCUGUCCAACCCGGACGCCAUCGGACGCUCGGCAGACGAACUCCUGAACGCCUGA